GAAACGCAAACCAAGCAUUUUCCAACCGACAUACGAAAGCUUGCAAACGCAAAAUAAGGAAGUCGUGGGUAGUUGUGAACUGUAAUAGUUAGGCUAAUAAGCGAGGUAAAACUUUUUUUAAAAAACACUGCUGCUUGUUAUUGUGCAUACUUUUGUCGGCUUUGUUAAGUUAGCUUAUGUUGCUAAACUCCCAGGAAGUGUAACGUUGAUGAUUAUGAUCCUCUCAACCCGCUCCAUAAAGAAUGUCCACAGACGAAGAGGAGCUGGCCAGUCCUGUUCUGCCAAAGGACUCUGAUCCAGGCAGUUCUGUGUCCUCUGACCUACAGGAUGAGUAUGAAGAGCUCCUCCGCUUUGCUGUGGUAACUCCUAAGUUUGAGACACACACCGGUCACUUGAAGCUGCCGAGCACCUCACACAUGUCUGCAGACACUCGGAGUUCCCAGGGAAGAGAUGGCGCAAAAUCACAGCGCCCUGCAGACUCUGUCCGUGAAGCUGAAGACGGGAGGCAUUCUAGCAGGAGUGUGAGAUCACCACGAGCUUCCCCAUUGAUAGUUGAGCCUCGCUCACACUCAAGAGCCUCUCAGGCUGAGGAGACGGCACGCCGGUCACCUAGCAGGUUGUCUGUACUCUCCGAUGGUCCUUCAGACAGGCGUCAUGCGGUGCCGGUGAGGUCCAGACAGAGCAGUCCAGACACCCUGGUUUCGGCUGUGUCAGAGAUGUUCAUUUCAGAGGAGAACAUUGGCAGGAUGGAGAACAUCCUGGAUACGUGGAGCUAUAACCUCAAGUCCAAUGUGCUGAUGGAACUGAGGAAGUGGAAGCUGGCCUUCGUUGAGCAACACAAGUUGGAGAUGAAGAAGGAGAGGGAGAGGCAUGCAGCCCAGACAGCUGGCCUCAAGGCAGAGCUGGACAGCCUGAAGCAGCUGCUGCACACCUAUGAGACCUCCAACCAGAGGAAAGAUGAGGUGAUUGUGAACUUGAGCCAGGUGUUGGACAGACAAAAAGAGAAGGUAGAGAAGAUGAGGGUCCUCACCCAGUGGAGACUUCAACAUGCAGAGGCCAAAGAGGAGGCUCAUGCUGCUCAGGUGGCACAGCAGCACUACAAUUUGCAGCUCAAGAGGAAGGUGUUUUUAGGCUGGCACUCUCUGGUUCAGAGACACUGGAAGGACAGGGUGGAGCGGGCCUGCCGCACCAGGGCCGAGGAGGUCUGCAUGCGCCUGUCUACAGAAUACGAGGCCAAGCUGGCUGAGCACUGUGAGGCUGUUGAGAAGGCCCAGGCUGAGGUCCAGAGGAUGCGAUUAGAACGAGAGCACUAUGAGGAGACGAUGAAGAAGGCCUUCAUGAGGGGUGUGUGUGCUCUGAACAUGGAGGCUCUCACCAUGUUCCACACCGCAGAGGGGCGGCCAGAGCAACCUGCAGUUCAUGAUCAGCAUGAUGAUCCGGUCCCCCGUGAUGAGCCUGGCUCCGGUUCACUGGCUCAGCUUCGCUCACAUCCCGUCUCUUCCACACGGUUCAGCCCAAUCCACUUUGACCCUCCUCCCUCCCACAGCGAAGUAGAGAUGGUGGGCUCCAGUGCCCCAAUGUCCAGGGCAGAGGUAUUCCCUUCCGCUACAGUUGUCCAGAGCUCCCUCCCACUAGGGGGCACUACAAGUGCCCACAAACAGGUCAGUGGGCGUGUGGUCACAGCCAGUCAGCAAAAACCCUCAAAGACAGUAACAGCCCGUAUCACUGCACGGCCCGAUGUUGGUAAGACUGCACGCAGCAACCUCCAGGUGAUGGGUGUGGUUCCACCCAUGAGUUCUGUCAUCGUUGAACGCCACCAUCCAGUUACACAGCUCACCAUUGGUCAGGCCGCAGCAGCUAAGUUUCCUCGCUCAUCUCAUCAGAGCCAGAGCUCCACCGGAGCCAGGACCUCAUCCAAGACACACUCCAACACAUGCCACACGCAUUCCAUCAAAGUUGUUGACUGAUGAUUGGCUCAUUCCUCAUUAGAAACUAUUACACACAUUUUCUAGAUUUGAACCAUCACUGCACUAUGCAAUUGUAUUAUACAUUUUUAUGUCAUAAAAAUGCAUUUGUCUGAUUCCCAUAAUACAGUCAUAUAUCAAGUACAGCCUAUUGAGAAUAUUGGACAGAUAUUAUGGGGAUUUUGUUUAUGUGGCACCAUGUGACACAUCAAGUUUUCAAAUUAAUUUGUCCUUGCACUCUGUAUUUUUGAAGUGGAUGUUUGAUAGUUGUUGUUUUUUUAUUUCUGAAAGACAAUGUUUUUUAAAAUGUACCUUUUAAAGUGCUAAUCUGUGAGAUUCUUGUUUGUCUUUUGGUGACACCUUUGGUGAUAAGCAGUCUUUGUUUUGGUAUUUCAUGCUGCAUUUCUCAGUGAUCAUUUCAUACCGCCAAUUCUUUAAUUCCACUGAAAUGACCAGCACUUACAACCUCAUACAAACAAGCAUGAGCUGUUACACUAAAACUAACACUACAAGUGACAGAUUGCGCAGAGAUUGUAAUAUCCUCUGUAUGUAAAACUGUUUAUAAGCUGUGAUGUUACAUUAUUAUUGCAUAUCUUAGUACCCAGAACCACAAGCAAAUGCUCAAUUGAUAACGUUAAACUGAUCAAAGACAGCAACUGUUUACUGUAAGGUUAGAAUUAGACGUACACUGGUAGAUUGUAACGGUAAGCAGCUCUAUUGCUAAGCUUAUGAAGCUGCACUAAAUGGAUAACUCUGUUAUUAUUUGAAUUAGCUGUGAAACAUUUGCUCAAUAUUUGACUUUUGACCUACCAGCUGUCUUUCAGAAGCUGACUAAGCUGUGCUAAAUAAUCUGCAGCUGAUAGACCAUAGCAAAAUCAGUCCAUAAAACUAAAAAAAAAAAAAAAAAAAAAAAAAAAGCUACAUCUGCAACACUCCUCAGUAUCCUCUCUUGACUUAGAAGGUAGUGAUAAUAUUCACAGUCGCUUCCUAUUUAGUUCAUUUGCUAAUUUGGAUUUGGAUUUUCUGUUGAUGAAGUUAUGAAGUUCAAGUUUCUGUAGGCACUAGUCUUUUCUUUGUCUGUUAAGCCAUGGUGUCUAUCGGUGCUCAUACAAACUACCCAGUUCUUAUAUUUAUUUAAAAAAGAACUGCUGUUGAUGCCUCUGUAAACAUAACUUGCAUCACUUUCUGUGUAGAGGAUUUUUCACAGUGAAGUCCCACUCAUACUGGCUGUUUAGAACAACAAAAUGAACUGGGACUACAUUGAAUCACUAGUCUGUAGUAUCAACUUGCCACGGAGAGUAGCAAAAUAGGUAUUUUUAUGAAAAUGUUGUGGAUUAUUAUUUUAAAUUAUGUAAUUCAAGACAUUACAAUUAUGUGUGAAAUUACGUAUUUUUAUUUAUUACAUUGUUGAUGUUUUCCAUCAAAACAGAAAUGUUCAUCAACUCAGGUUAAGUUUAUAGUACUACACCCCAGCCAUAUGUCAAUGACCUGGCAAAAUUCAGCAUUUUUUAAUAAAUUAUAUUACUGUUCUUUGCAGUUUA
Molecule: messenger RNA, 3505 nt
Organism: Myripristis murdjan (pinecone soldierfish)
Lineage: Eukaryota; Metazoa; Chordata; Actinopteri; Holocentriformes; Holocentridae
Gene: poc5
Product: POC5 centriolar protein homolog (Chlamydomonas)
Exons: 13
Coding region: 243-1967 (574 amino acids)
Biological process (GO): eye photoreceptor cell development
Cellular component (GO): photoreceptor connecting cilium
Source: RefSeq, a predicted model, not a curated record